AUGUCCGAUGUGGUAAACGUGCGGGUGAAAGUCACGAACUUGUUGGAUCAGACCACAACAGGCUUGAUCCACUCGUUCAACCCGUCCCAGUCGGUGCUUGCAUUGAAGGUGGAGCCUCUGAGGAUCAGAAUCAUCAACACUGCAUUCAUCAAGGCCGUGCAAGUGGUUCAGCCUCAUAAGAAGCAUUACUACAGAAAUUCAUAUCCCCGUCUUUCCAAAGUGGAUCUUCAAAAACUCGAAGCUGACUUGAAUGAGGCCAUGGCCAAGUAUACGCCGUUCGAAGAGCAUGACAAAUCGCUGCAGAAACCGCUGCAGAAACAGCAGCAGCAGCAGCAUCAGCAUCCGCAACAACAUCAACAACAUCAGCUGCAACAACAAGAUAAGCAUCAUCCACAAAACUCUCACCACCACCUGACCUCUCGACAAAACCUGAAGAGGCGAGACUCAAGCUCGCACGCCAGCUCCAACGCCCAGACGAUAUUCAACAGUUUGUCGACUAAGUUUGGCAAGGAAAACGUGCAGUGGCUUCCCAAUGACUCCAUCAACGUGUUCAAAGAUGUGGUGAUAGCAAAACCGUACACCUUAAACAAGAUGGGCGGCAAGCGAUCACCAAAGGCUGAGGAGGUGAGAAAUGCAUUGAGGCUGAUCCUCUUGGAUGUGGGUCCCGGAAAUCGGGGUGGUUAA
Molecule: messenger RNA, 684 nt
Organism: Candidozyma auris
Lineage: Eukaryota; Fungi; Ascomycota; Pichiomycetes; Serinales; Metschnikowiaceae
Exons: 1
Coding region: 1-684 (227 amino acids)
Source: RefSeq, a predicted model, not a curated record